UUGACAAUAUGCACAGAAUGAUUAUAUGUGGUUGAUUUAGGAUUCAGACCUCGGUUGGAUUUCAAGGCUAUUCCGUGAGUUAUUCGCAGCAGUGUGCACAGCCUGAGAGGAAGUUGUUCUUGUGAGACUAGACUCAGGGCUGAACUGUCCCAAGAACCUAAAGUCAGGAAGUGCUGUUGUGUGUCACGAAAGUUUUAGCAAAGGCUGCGGAAAUUUUCUUUUACUGUAUAGCCCUGUCGACUUUCUCUUUGGAUAUCUUAAGCGUUCCAGCACUAUUACAGCCGCCAGCAGGGAGAAGCCUCCACAUCUCACACAUCCAGCAUCCUCCUCAUCACUGCAGCCAGCGACCGCUGUCCUGCUAUGCCACUGUUCCGGGCCUUGGGUGAAGGUCGUCAGUCGAAGCCCCGGGCCAGGUGGACAAGGGUGAAGAAGUGGAUGGGGAGCUGCAGGAAGACAGAUGAAGAUGGCUCUAUCCCUUCGUUGACACGGCUGUGUCUGCUUAGCCUUGCUGACAACAUGAAGGAAGUGUGGGUGAAAGACUAUGCUGACAACUACCUGGAUCAGUAUUCCUUCAGGCACAUAAUGGGGCCUUUCAGCUUACUGCCAGGUAGGCUGGUCGAGGAGCUCACUGGGAUGCUGUGCACCAGAAAGCAAUUGUCCCGGGCGGCCCUCCACCUCCUGCUGGUCCCCCAGCUCCGUGGCCUGUCUCUGGACAGGUGUCCUGGUCUGGUCACAUCCGCCCUCUGUGGCCAUAUUGCUGCACGUUGCCAGGGUCUGUGGAGUCUGGAUCUAUCUGGAGCCCAGCAGCUGCCUUCAAAAGUCCUAUCUCAAACUAUCUGCUGUCUACCUGCCCUCCGCUCGCUCUCACUGGCUGGUAUGCAUUGUGACGGAUGUGUGAUCAGGACGAUUGCCCAACGCUGCUGUUUCCUGCGCCAUUUAGAUGUAUCCCGCUGUCAUUUCCUUUCCCCUGCUGCACUACUUCCUCUUGGAGGUGGGGAUUUCUGUUCAUCCUCUGCUAGCUCUUCUUUUUGCUGCACCUCUACAUCUCAGUCUCCUAUUUCCUCUUUCUCCUCUGACCCCUCCUCCUCCUUUUCUGCUCCCCUGUCUCCUCUCCCCCUCCGCAGUCUACUAGCUCUGGAUAUUGGGUUUGGGGAACAAGAGGGAGACCGUGUGGCGGCAGCAGCCUACCUACUCCUCUCCCUGCCUGACCUGGAGAGAGUGGCCAUGGAGGGCCUUACGCAGGCCUGCUGUCUCAUUGAGCACAGAAAGUUUAGCCAGACAGACGAGUUCACUGAGAGAGAAGGAAUACCAAGGUUGAAUCAGGUGUGGAGGGAGUGGAGACACAGGCAGAGCAUGGAUAGGAGGAAGAGAGAAGGAGCAGCAGCAGUGGAUGAGGAACAUGAGGAUGAAGAGGAGGAGGAGGAGGAGGGGGAGGAGGAGGAGAGGAUAUUGUGGGAAGGGUAUGAUGGUGAGAGUGAGGAAGAUUCAAGUAGAGAUGAAGGGCUCAGUGUGUCUCUGAACCAAGCAGAGAAAAAAAGGGGAGGGGGAGUUUUGUCACAGUCAAGUGAUGGACACCUGAUCCUGCGUCUAAAGGACGUCAAUGGCUUAACCUGUGACUUCCUGGACAGUGUAGGCCGUUUAUGUCCAGACAUCUACUCCAUAUCUGUGAAAGUUGAUGAUGAUGAUGAAGAUACUAGAGGAAGACGCCAGGGGUCCAUGUUGGCUGCGGGCCUCCAGACCUGGUCAGGCCAGCUACAGAGCCUUUCAGUACAUUUCCUAGGCCCACUGGUAGAUCUCCUUCCUGCCUUGCAAGUUACAGGCUCAUCCCUAGUUUCUCUCACCCUUGAGGGUGUGAAAACCAGCCCUCACACCCCUCUACUGGAGGUCAUCAAAGCCUGUCCCAGACUCAGAGAUCUGCUCAUCGCUGCUGAGCAUCCCACCAUACAAGAGGAAGAAGAAGAAGACCAGGUGGAUGUGCAGGAUAAUCAGGAUCUUCCACGGCUGCCUAAUCUCCGCUCUCUCACACUCCAUUUCUCUGACGAUCACAGCCAAAUGAUGCCUUUCAUGUUGUGGAUGUCCCUGAGGAAGGAGCUCAAGUGUCUGUUGACUGGUUCUCUAUUGCUGGAGAAGCUCUCACUGGUCUCCCUGCCGUGCCCUCUGAACUGCGUUUUACAGGAUGUACUGCGUGUAGGGAUCCAGCACAGGUAUCUCUCUGCGGGUUCCACAGAUUUACCUCCCAUGCCACUUGAACAAGUACAGCACAUUGACCUGCAGCGGACAGAUGUGGAGAUGACAACAGUGAAAAACAUAAUGCUUAGGAGCAGGAGACUCAAGUUUGUUGAUUUGAGUCACUGCUGGCAAAUCAGGUAUUCUGAGUGGUUGAACUGUAAGACAUUCAGAGAAGUUAAAGUUGUCUGGGUGUAGUGAAGAGAUGGCCAGCUUCCAAUACAGGAGUAACACCGCUGGAGGAGGAUGAACAAUGCAUCAAAGUAUUCAAGUAAAAACACAGUGCACACUUUAUACAGUGUCAAUUGCAGUAGUAUCUAAGCUUGCAUGACUAUAAUUCUAUAACAUUUGUUAUUUUUUUCUAACACAGACACAGAUUGAUUUUUCAGACUGUUUUUGUGCUGACAAAUUGCACUAUGCCUUUAAUUCUUGUAUCAUAUCAAAACACGUUGGACUUAUUCCUAUAGUGCCUGGGAUGAAUUGCAAUAGUUUUGUAUCAUCUUUUUUUUUUAAUCUUUUGACUGUCAUGUUCUUCUAAGGUAAUGGUACAUUAAACAGACAACAUGCAACGUAUGCAUGUGAAACCCCA
Seriola aureovittata is the source of this 2815-nucleotide messenger RNA. RefSeq lists its product as uncharacterized. The record is from RefSeq and is a predicted model, not a curated record. NCBI's taxonomy places the organism in Eukaryota, Metazoa, Chordata, Actinopteri, Carangiformes, Carangidae. The transcript is spliced from 5 exons. The coding region runs from base 361 to 2424 and encodes 687 amino acids.